AUGUGGGAAACUUUUAAACAAGUGAAAAUUAAUCUCCCACUCAUUGAUGCAAUUAAGCAAAUUCCAGCUUAUGCCAAAUUUUUGAAAGAUCUUUGCACCCAAAAGAGAAAACUGAAGUCAUCAUUACCCAAAAAGGUGGAAUUAACCGAACAAGUUAGUGCUGUUUUAUCUGGCUCAUUUCCACCUAAGCUCAAGGAUCACGGGACGCCUUUAAAUUCAAUAACUGUUGGUAAUAUUUAUAUCAAAAAGGUGUUGUUGGAUCUUAGGGCAAGCAUUAAUAUACUUCCAUCGAGCCUGGUCGAUCAGUAUGAGUUAGGUACUUUAAAGCAAACUGAUCUUAUAACUCAACUUGUCGAUCGAAGAACAAAGACUCCCCGAGGUAUGUUAGAAAAUGUGAUUGUGAAAGUGGAGGACUUUUAUUACCCUGUUGAUUUUAUUGUUAUGGAUAUUGAACCAUCUUACAGGGACAUACAACCGACAAUCAUUUUAGGUCGUCCAUUCUUGGCUACAAUUAGUGCACGCAUUGAUUGUAGAACAGGAGCCAUGGACAUCUCUUUUGGUAAUAAGAAGCUAAGAAUCAACAUCUUUAACUCAUUGUCUGCUUCUAUUACUAAUGAUUGUUAUGUUAUUGAUGCAAUUAAUGAACAGGUCCAAAAGCCUGCAACUCGCAUGCUUAAGGACGAUGUUUUUGAGUGUUUUUAUGCAGAUGAUGAGGAUUUGCUAGAGGUGGAGGAGGUGAAUGUUAUUGAGAAAGCGGUUGCUAGCACAUUGGACUCAAAGAUGCCAUCGUGGUCAUACAAAUUUGAUCCAUUACCUCAUAGAAUCGACACAGCCACUAAGCCAUCAUUUGAGACACCUCAUACUCUUGAACUGAAACCAUUACCUUCUCAUUUGAAAUAUGUUUUUCUUGGUCCUAACAAAAGCUUACCUGUUAUUAUUGCUUCUAAUCUUUCAGGACCACCUGAGGAGGCGUUAAUGGAAGUGGUUGGUAAGUACAAGGCUGCUAUAGGAUAG
Messenger RNA from Erigeron canadensis, 1014 nucleotides. RefSeq lists its product as uncharacterized. The transcript has a single exon. Lineage: Eukaryota; Viridiplantae; Streptophyta; Magnoliopsida; Asterales; Asteraceae. Bases 1 to 1014 code for a protein of 337 amino acids. The record is from RefSeq and is a predicted model, not a curated record.